Messenger RNA from Colletotrichum acutatum, 1392 nucleotides. RefSeq lists its product as uncharacterized. The transcript is spliced from 2 exons. The record is from RefSeq and is a predicted model, not a curated record. Lineage: Eukaryota; Fungi; Ascomycota; Sordariomycetes; Glomerellales; Glomerellaceae. The annotation marks the transcript as partial.
GAUGCGGCCGUUGCUUGCGCCGAGAACAUAUCGCUCUUGUUCCUCCUGAACAAGCUCCAGCACAUGUCCGAGCCCAACAGACCAGUCCCACAACCGGCCGAAGAAGAGGAGAGAAUGCUCCCAUUCUGUAGGGAGAGGAGUCUCUGCGGCGCACUCGCGUUCUUGGCCAGCAUUGAUGGAAAUCCGGACUUCAUUCCCGCCGUUUACAUCGAAGAACUAACAAAGUCCCAACAGCUGGAGGUUGUGGUAGCUGUGAACAAAGAAAGCCCGAGAGAUGGUGAGGGCGUUUUGAAGCAAAUCAGGCGUGGCUUCGAACAAAUCUUUUCGCAGUUGGAGGGCCUCGAUGGCAAGCCAACGAGGCAGCGGCAUUCUAUCGAAAGGCUACUGACAACGUUCGAUGCCUACUUCAAAGACCGACUGCAUUUAUCUUCUUUGCGAACCUUCAGAGAUUCAUUGAAAGAGCUCUUGAAAAGAGCUCACAACGUUACGCAAUCACUAAGGAAGUGGAAAAGUUACCAGAAGUCACUUGCAUUACAGCCAUUGGUCGAGGAAGUUUUCCAGCUUUCGCGAGUCGGCCAGUUUGAGCAACUUGUUCACAUGAUUCCUCAUACCACAAUGGAUCCAGGCUUGAAAACGAGUCUCUGCAACAUGAUCCCCAAGAUCGCGCGCUAUAGAGAGAUAGCUCGACAUAUUUAUCGGACCGCCAAGAAAUACCACAUCGCAAGACGUGUGGAAGUAGUGAUCGUCAACCUUGCGUCCUCAGAACCAGGGGCUUACGAACGAGUCUCGGAGGGUUCAAGAUACCCAGAAUUGAACAAGGCUUUGUCAAGGAACGAAAUCAAGGCCCUGCCCGACCGGAAACUCAGAAGCAUUUGGAAGAAUGCACAUUCGCCUUCCAAGGACGUCAAGCAUGUCUUCGAGAACAAGACUAGCAACACAUUGAAGAGCGCAAAGGUUCACGCCGAGGUUCAGCUAAUAUACCACUAUCAUCUCAAGAGCCGCCAUUCAGACCUUCCUCCUAGAGUCAUCCGAUCCAGCAAAGACGCGUGCUACCUCUGCAACGCUUUCAUUAAAGCCGAGAAGACGUUCUACACGUCCCGGUGCCAUGGGAGGCUAUACCCGUCAUGGAAACUACCGCGAGUCGUCAGCCGCCUCGACCUAGCUCAGAGGUUUAAUGAGUUAUUGAAGGGCAGAAUAAUCAGCGCUUAUGGUGACUUGGCUGGGUUCAGGGCCAACUGCCCCAAGGCAGAUCCAGCGGAGAGCACGAUUUCGACGUUGAAUUGGUCGGUAUCGACAGAAGCAGAGGAGCCAUCAGUAACGACCGUUCCAGGUGCGAUAAAUGUCGUCAUCGUGACUACUGAGAAAGAAACAGAGAAUCAAGAAGUACCUCAA